Aspergillus luchuensis is the source of this 3858-nucleotide messenger RNA. RefSeq lists its product as uncharacterized. Bases 1 to 3858 code for a protein of 1285 amino acids. The transcript has a single exon. The record is from RefSeq and is a predicted model, not a curated record. Lineage: Eukaryota; Fungi; Ascomycota; Eurotiomycetes; Eurotiales; Aspergillaceae. Gene Ontology annotation, molecular function: RNA-DNA hybrid ribonuclease activity; nucleic acid binding.
AUGCUAGAAAACAACCUUCGAAUCCUGCAAUUGAAUAUGAUGAAAUCGAAACCCUGCAUGGAAGCCCUUAUCAACGAUAACCAGACCCAAAACCUGGACAUACUCCUUAUCCAGGAACCAUCUACCACUAUGUAUCGAAGCCAUGUGAACCAUAGCGCAUGGAGACUACACCGACCAACAGUAACAAGCGAUUCUGUCAGAUUCAGGAGCCUUAUCUAUGUCAACCGGAGACUCUCUACGUCCUCCUACCGACAGGUGCACUGCGACCACCCUGAUGUAACAGCAAUCAAGAUCAGAACACCCGAACUACAGAUUCUGGUCUUCUCGGUGUACAUCGAACCUAUACCAAUGCAUAACCCGGGAGAAGCGUCAGCAAGACGUGUACUAUCAGCCAUACAUGACACGAUACAUAGUACUCUACAAAAUACAAACAAGACCACUAGUCUCAUACUGUCAGGAGACUUCAAUCGUCACCACCCGGCUUGGGGUGGUAACCAUGUCCAAUCCCGUUUCAUCGAAGAUGCGAGCGAAUUGAUCAAUUUCUUCAACACCUACAGCCUUCGGAGCUGCCUCCCACGCGGCACGGCAACUUUCUGGUCACUAAGCCACCCCGGUAGAAACUCUACUAUCGAUCAGACAUUGACGGACCGUCCGGGGAUGCUUCUCAAAUGCCAUCUUUACCAUGAUAAUUACGGCUCCGACCACCGAGCAACCUACUCGGAAUGGAGCCUCCGAAUGCCGCGCAACCCCGACACCAAACCAAGGAAGGCGUACGAACGAGCCGACUGGGAAAAGAUUGGAUGGGAUAUAUGGGAAAACAUGAGGCCCUGGGAGACGCCAGACACAAUUGAAACACUCGAUGCCACGGUGGAGAAACUUAUUCAAGCGACCGCGACGGCCAUUGACAAGGACAUCCCGAACCUACAACCGUCACCAUAUGCUAAGCGUUGGUUCACACCAGACCUCAAAACCCAACAAAAAGCAGUAAACCAAACACGGCGUAAAUGGCAAGAGAGCUGCGCAAGGGCAGGACGGGACGACCCCUACACUAAGCUACUCUCUGAGGAGAUGCGCCAAAAGCGCCGGACAUGGACACGGGCAAUUGAGAAAGCCAAAACCGCACAUUGGAAACAGUUUCUGGACAGAGCAGGGGAAGGGAGGCUUUGGAAAGCGGCGACAUACAUGCGGCCACGCGAAUCCUGGAGCAGCGUUCCGGCUCUCAAAGUCGAUAACCGCAGCGUGACUGGAAACCAAGAGAAGGCCGAAGCAUUUAUGGAUACAUUCUUCCCGACGAUGGCGCCGGCCCAGGAAGAGACACCCACACGAAUCCCAGCGGAACUCCCAUGGCAACCAAUCACAGAACUCGAAGUCUAUAGAUCCUUGCAGGCAGCGAAGAGCUCCACGGCGCCCGGAGAAGACGGGCUCCCGAUGCUGAUCUGGAAACGGCUGUGGAGACACCUUGGAAACCUCAUCACGCGAAUUUUCGCAGCAUCGAUUGACUUGGGGUACCACCCCCGAAAGUGGAGAAGCGCCCGGAUUGUGGUUCUACGUAAACCCGGGAAGUCGGAUUACUCGAUCCCGGGAGCGUACCGGCCGAUCUCACUGCUGAACACACUCGGCAAAUUACUUGAGGCGGUAAUGGCCCGGCGGCUGUCCUACCUCGCAGAGCACUACGGACUUCUCCCGGACACCCAGUUCGGCGGACGUCCGGGGCGAACAACCGAGCAGGCCCUGCUGGUGUUGACUAACGCAAUCGACCGGGCGUGGUAUGGACAGAGAGUAGUUACCUUGGUAGCCUUUGAUCUGAAGGGCGCUUUCAAUGGCGUGAACAAGACCAGCCUUGAUAUUCGUCUCCAAGCUAAAGGCAUUCCUAAGGUCGCUCGAAGGUGGAUUGCAAGCUUCAUGAGCGGUCGACAAGCCAGGAUUGGGUUCGAUGACUACUGCUCCGAGGUGAUACCGCUGGGAAAUGCCGGGCUGGCGCAAGGUUCCCCCUUAUCCCCUAUCCUCUUUGCGUUUUUCAACAGUGAUCUGGUGGACCAACCAGUCAACUAUCACGGCGGUGCAUCAGCCUUCAUCGACGAUUACUUCCGUUGGCGGGUUGGCCGAUCUGCUGAAGAGAACUUGGCUAAACUCCAAUCCGAGGAUAUACCCCGGAUUGAAGCCUGGGCUCGGAAAACAGGAUCGAGCUUUGCUGCCGAAAAGACUGAACUCAUCCAUAUCACCAGGAAGAGAAGGGAACAAUGUCGAGGUCAAAUCACCAUAAACAGCAGCGUCAUCACUCCAUCAACAACUGCAAAGCUCCUCGGCGUCAUUUUUGACCAUGAACUACGGUGGAAGGAACAUGUGCAACAAGCUGUCAAGCGAGCUACCAAGGUCAACGUGGCGAUUGGGGGGCUGCGGCAGCUUCGGCCUGAACAGAUGCGACAGCUAUACGAAGCGUGUGUCACACCAGUUGUUCAAUAUGCGUCAACUGUGUGGCACGACCCACUGCGAGACAAAACACACCUGAGACAGUUACGCACCGUGCAGCGUACGGCACUUAUUCGUAUUCUCUCCGCCUUCCGAACGGUAGCCACAUCCACUCUUGAUGUCGAAGCUUAUAUACUACCUAUCCAUCUUCGCCUACGCCAGCGUGCUCAAACCACCAUCACUCAACUCCACACAUUGCCACGGAAGCAUCCAAUCCGGGAAGUCCUGCUUCGGGCCCGGAGACGACGAGGUAAUGUCGGAUCACACGCCCGGUUCCCGCUCGCGGAGACUCUGAAAACCAUGAACUUAGAAAGGCUCGACGACCUGGAAAUGAUUGAUCCAGCCCCACAACCACCGUGGCGAACUGAAGCUUUUUCUAAAAUCGACAUUGCGACCAAUCGAGAAAUAGCGAUGGAGCAGGCGGAGGCAGCACGGUCCGAGUCGGACCUUGUGGUGUACUCCGACGCCUCGGGGCGCCAAGGCCACCUGGGUGCCGCAGCCGCAGUCCUCGAUGACGAAUCGGUAACGACUGGGAGCCUACAGAUACAGGUCGGACCCACGGACCAAUGGUCGGUGCAUGCCGCCGAACUAAUCGGUAUCCUUUAUGCGAUCAAUCUUAUCAAUAGAAUCGUGCUGCAACAGCGGAGAGCCGGCCAGAAACGAGCGAGAACCGUCACUAUUCUCAGCGACAGCACGUCAGCACUGCUGGCUAUUCAGAAACCCGGCAGUAAAUCAGGCCAACAAAUUAUCUAUGCGAUACUUCAAGCAGCCAAGAAUACGAGAACGCACGGGGUUACAAUUCGAUUGCAGUGGGUUCCCGGACACAGCGAGAUCCUCGGUAACGACACAGCCGAUCGGCUGGCCAAAGAAGCAGCUAUACCUGGCAAAACACACCCGUUUUCCCCCCUGCUCUCGCGUGAAAGAGCAUACAUCAGGCACGGAAUCCUUACUCAAUGGGAGAAAGAAUGGAAAGAGUCCAGGGACGGCGGCCAUCUCCGGAAAAUCGACAACACACUGCCAGCAAAAUACACCAGACGACUCUACGGAGCUCUGCCAAGAAAUCGAGCAUACCUUCUGACCCAGAUACGGUCGGGACAUUGCUGGCUGUCCACGUACGGCAAGUUGUUCGGCUUCCGCGAUGAUGACCGGUGCCUCUGCGGUGGACGGGAAAGUAUAAUACACGUCCUUUUAGAUUGCCCGCUGCUCAGAGACCUACGUCGAGAGCUCCGGGCAAAGGUCGGUGAUGCGCUCAAUAGCAUGUCAGUCCUGCUGGGCGGAUCUUGCCAGGAGGGUGGAAGUAGAGUCAGCAACGCUUCGCGCACUAAGACAGUCGAGGCCGUCUUGGAUUUUGCGGAAGCAUCCCAGCGAUUUCGAAGCCGCGUGCCAUAA